This is a messenger RNA of Asparagus officinalis (garden asparagus), 1912 nucleotides long. Its product is annotated as sialyltransferase-like protein 2. Lineage: Eukaryota; Viridiplantae; Streptophyta; Magnoliopsida; Asparagales; Asparagaceae. The transcript is spliced from 12 exons. Bases 166 to 1485 code for a protein of 439 amino acids. The record is from RefSeq and is a predicted model, not a curated record. Gene Ontology annotation, molecular function: sialyltransferase activity.
UCACUUCCGAGUUUCUCUACGCUCUUCUCCUCUCCCGACUAAAUCGAGAUCCAAUCUCGUGCCCUCCAAAUUAAAAUUUCCUUUUAAUUCAUUGGAUUUCUUCCAUCAGUCAAAAGGAUCAAACCAAGACCAAACCCUAGCUCUUUCAGCUGGAUCUUCGUUUGGAUGAAGAUCCUGCAGUUGGGGCUGAUAGUCGCUCUGACGACGGGCCUCUCAGCGCUCACCAUCUACAUCACCGGAGUCUCAAAUUCCGCUGGCGGCUUUAGGGUUUCGAGCGAUGAUCUGAGCGCUUUGAGUUCGCUGCAGAGUGAUUUCAAGAAGUGCGUGAAAGCAAAUGGCUUGGGUCUGCAGGCUAUUAGUGGCAGGGAUUAUUGUCAAGUUACUAUACAGUUUCCUAGUGAUACGAAACCCAAGUGGAGGGAUCCCAAAUCUGGAGAACUGGAGGGCUUAUCUUUUGAUUUUAAUCUCUGUGAAGCAGUGGCCACAUGGGGGCAGGUUCGGAACAGUACAACUAUACUCACAAAGGAGUUUAUUGAUGCUCUACCAAAUGGGUGGGAGGACUACGCAUGGCGCAGGAUCAAUAAAGGAGUUCAACUUAAUCGAUGUGAGAAUAAGACACUUUGCAUGGAAAAACUCUCUCUGGUACUUCCCGAGAUGCCACCAUUCAUCCCACGGCAGUUUGGUAGGUGUGCAGUUAUUGGAAAUUCUGGGGAUCUUCUUAAAACAAAGUUUGGAAAAGAAAUAGACGGUUAUGAUGCUGUUGUUCGAGAAAAUGGUGCUCCAAUUCAGAAUUACACUGAAUAUGUUGGAAGGAAAAGUACAUUCCGUCUUCUUAAUAGAGGAUCUGCAAAAGCACUCGACAAAGUAGCAGAAUUAGAUGAAACUGGGCAGGAGGUGCUGAUUGUCAAAACCACCAUCCAUGACAUCAUGAAUAAAAUGAUACGAGAAGUCCCAAUUCGUAAUCCCGUAUAUCUGAUGCUGGGUGCAUCUUUUGGUUCUGCUGCUAAAGGGACAGGGCUCAAGGCUCUUGAAUUUGCUCUCUCUCUCUGUGAUAGCGUUGAUAUGUAUGGUUUCACGGUGGAUCCAGGUUACAAGGAGUGGACAAGGUACUUUUCAGAAUCGAGACAAGGACACACACCAUUGCAUGGUAGAGCAUAUUAUCAGAUGAUGGAGUGUUUAGGACUUAUCAAGAUCCACUCUCCAAUGAGGGCAGAUUUCAUCCGGGUGGUAGAGUCGCUACCGAGUCAGAGUACAAUUGAUGCUGCACGAAGUGCAUCGGAGAAACUCUUGAGGAGGGUUGGAGGUGGAAAGACAGACCCAUGGCGUGCAUGUUCUAUCAUCAAGAAGCGGGAGAAGGAGAAGACUUCAAAUAUCGCUGGUGCUAGAGAUGCUGCGGUCGAUCAUCAAAAGUAUGUUAAAGGUGCAACAUUGUAUCCUUUGGAGCAUAGUGUCGGACAUGGAAUGCUCUGUAUUGUUCCUAAAUGAGAUAGCAUUUUGACAAAAUGGGGAUUCACAGCAUUUUCACGAAGAAGUUUCUGCCGUCGAGCAGUCACCUUAGGAGCCUAAGGUGACACGGUGAGCUUCAGCUGAUUUUCGUGCUCCCUGCCAGUAAGGAAGAGAAAUUUUCAACUAAUAUUAGACAAAAAUCAUCAGAAGAAUGAGAUGCAAAGACACACGAUUCCAACCUGAUAGCUGAAAUUCUUCAAGAUUUUUUAACAGAUGUGAAGGCGAGUGUAAUUGUUUGCUUCUUGAGUGUGCAUUGUAACUGAUUCCUUAAUUCAUUUUGGGCAGUGUCAUAAUCCAGAAUUUCAUGUUUUUCCAUCUAUGUUUUCAUACUUCGUCAUGGGUAAUAGUAAAUUAUUUCUAAAUUGUAAUUUAUAGAUUAUUGGGUAAUUAUACCCGGUUCUUUCUC